This is a messenger RNA of Loa loa (African eye worm), 327 nucleotides long. RefSeq lists its product as hypothetical. The record is from RefSeq and is a predicted model, not a curated record. The coding region runs from base 1 to 327 and encodes 108 amino acids. The transcript is spliced from 3 exons. NCBI's taxonomy places the organism in Eukaryota, Metazoa, Nematoda, Chromadorea, Rhabditida, Onchocercidae.
AUGGACGACGAUAAUAUUGCAGUUGCACGCAAAUCUAAUGUCAGAUCAAAUCGAAGGACUGGAAAAAAGCCUGAAAUAUCAACAGAUGAUACGACAAUUACGCUAGCAGGAUCAGAGAAUCAAUUACAUCCACGUUUAAACUCACGUAAACAUAAGCAGAAUACCAAAUCAAGGAAAGACAUAAAUUUAUCAAAAAAUGAACGAUUAAAGCUAGGUUAUGAAUGUUCGAAAGACUUUUUUUCACAAUCUAAAAAUUCUUUCGAUGAAGUGGAAUUACGAAAGAAAGGAUUAGCGAAUAAUGAAAUUAAGUACUCUUCCUUUCUUUAG